Molecule: messenger RNA, 894 nt
Organism: Psylliodes chrysocephalus
Lineage: Eukaryota; Metazoa; Arthropoda; Insecta; Coleoptera; Chrysomelidae
Source: the annotation of a GenBank genome assembly
AUGUUGAGUGAUAGCGAAAACUUUGUAAAAGAUUUAAUAGCCGGAGGCAUCUCGGCCGCUAUCGGCAAAACCACCAUCGCCCCCAUAGAACGAGUAAAACUAAUUCUCCAACUCCAAGCUGUGAACAAGCAAGUGGCUCAUGACAAAGUCUACAAAGGCAUCAUCGAUGCAUUGGUCCGCAUACCAAGAGAACAAGGCUUCCUGAGCUAUUGGAGAGGAAACUUCACUAACAUUAUAAUGUACUUUCCCACACAAUCAUUGAAUUUUGCUUUUAAGAAUUUGUACCAAGGUUUCAUACGCGCCGAUUUCGACAGGAACAAAUUCUGGAACUACUUUCUAGCCAAUCUCGCGAGCGGUGGUUUAGCCGGAGCUAGCGCUCUAUCAAUCACGUAUCCUUUAGACUUUGCUAGAACCAGGCUGUCAGCUGACAUAGGAAAAAGCUUAGAAGAAAGGACGUACAAAGGAUUAGCGGACUGUUUGACGAAAACAGCCAAAUCGGACGGAAUCAAAGGACUAUACAGAGGAUUCCAUGUACUUGUAGGAGGCAUCUUCUUCUAUAGAGCUUGUUAUUUCGGAAUAUUCGAUACGGCUAAAGGUACCAUGUGUGAUCCAACUUCGGCGCCUAUGGGCGUGCUGUUCAUCAUCGCCCAAGGGGUGACUAUAGUGUCGGGACUGAUGUCUUAUCCUUUCGAUACGGUUGGCAGGAGACUGAUGAUGCAAUCAGGGAUAAAGAGGAAAGAACGGGCGUACAAGGGAGGAAUGGACUGCGUGUUGACUAUUUACAAAAAAGAAGGUGCCAAGGGAUUUUAUAAGGGCGCGCUGACCAAUAUAUAUAGAGGUAUGGGUGGUGCAGUGGUUUUGGUGGUCUUCGAUAAAAUCAAGGCUUUUAUAUAA